UCGCUGGGGCCUACGACUGCAUUCAUCGACUAUGACUCCCAAGUCCAGCCUUCCAGGCCAUUUCAAGGUUCCCAGGUCUGGAGCGCGCCUUGCCUCAUUAGAGGCGGGGCCUGGCUCGUUAUGAGGCGGAUCCCAGGCACUUCCGCCUUCCUAUUGGCCCACCUCGCGUUGUGGGCCGGACCUAUUACACCGGCUUUCUUGAUUUGCUACCUCCCUGGCGCUCCCUGACCCGGACGCUUUCUGGGCCAAUAUGGCAGCGCCCAGCAACAAGACAGAGCUGGCCUGGAGUGCGCGGCUGGCCGCGUGAGUAGGUGAUUGUCUGACAAGCAGAGGCAUGAGCUGGGUCCAGGCCACCCUACUGGCCCGAGGCCUCUGUAGGGCCUGGGGAGGCAGCUGCGGGGCCGCCCUCACAGGAACCUCCAUCUCUCAGGUCCCUCGCCAGCUCCCUCGGGGCCUCCACUGCAGCGCAGCCGCCCAUAGCUCUGAACGGUCCCUGGUUCCCAGCCCACUGGAACCCCGGCAGAGGCCCACCAAGGCUCUGGUGCCCUUUGAGGACCUGUUUGGGCAGGCGCCUAGUGGGGAACGGGACAAGGCGAGCUUCCUGCAGGUGGUGCAGAGAUUUGAGGAGCACAGCGUGCGUAAGCGGGGCCACGUUGACUUCAUCUACCUGGCCCUGCGCAAGAUGCAGGAGUAUGGUGUCGAGCGGGACCUGGCUGUGUACAACCACCUGCUCAACAUCUUCCCCAAGGAGGUCUUCCGGCCUCGCAACAUCAUCCAGCGCAUCUUCGUCCACUACCCUCGGCAGCAGGAGUGUGGGAUUGCUGUCCUGGAGCAGAUGGAGAACCACGGUGUGAUGCCCAACAAGGAGACGGAGUUCCUGCUGAUUCAGAUAUUUGGACGCAAAAGCUACCCCAUGCUCAAGUUGGUGCGCCUGAAGCUGUGGUUCCCUCGAUUCAUGAACAUCAACCCCUUCUCAGUGCCCCGGGACCUGCCCCAGGACCCUGUGGAGCUGGCCAUGUUUGGCCUGCGGCACAUGGAGCCUGACCUUAGUGCCAGGGUCACCAUCUACCAGGUUCCUUUGCCCAAAGACUCAACAGGUGCAGCAGAUCCCCCCCAGCCCCACAUCGUAGGAAUCCAGAGUCCUGAUCAGCAGGCUGCCCUGGCCCGCCACAAUCCAGCCCGGCCUGUCUUUGUUGAGGGCCCCUUCUCCCUGUGGCUCCGCAACAAGUGUGUGUAUUACCACAUCCUCAGAGCUGACUUGCUGCCCCCGGAGGAGAGGGAAGUGGAAGAGACGCCGGAGGAGUGGAACCUCUACUACCCGAUGCAGCUGGACCUGGAGUGUGUGAGGAGUGGCUGGGACAACUACGAGUUUGACAUCGAUGAAGUGGAGGAAGGCCCUAUCUUCGCCAUGUGCAUGGCGGGUGCCCACGACCAGGCGACGCUGGCUAAGUGGAUCCAGGGCCUGCAGGACACCAACCCAACCCUGGCCCAGAUCCCCGUGGUCUUCCGCCUGGCCAGGUCCACCGGGGAGCUGCAGACAUCCUCUGCAGGGCUGGAGGAGCCGCCCCUGCCCGAUGACCACCAGGAAGACGACGACAACCUGCAGCGACAGCAGCAGGGCCAGAGCUGAGUCUGAGCUGGCGCGAGGGCACGGGCUGUGGCCCGAGGAGGCGGUGGACUGAAGGCAUGAGAUGCCCUUUGAGUGUACAGCAAAUCAAUGUUUUCCUGCUUGGGGCGCUCUUCCCUCAUCCCUAGCAGUAUGGCAUCCCCUCCCCAGGAUCUCAGGCUGCCAGCGAUGGGCAGGCGAGACCCCUCCAGCGUCUGCAGGCGCUUCUGGUUCUCCGAGUUUAAAUAAAAAGGGGUGGGGGCGCUGUUGGUUACGCGCA
This is a messenger RNA of Pongo pygmaeus (Bornean orangutan), 1886 nucleotides long. It is a transcript of the gene ECSIT, whose product is annotated as ECSIT signaling integrator. The transcript has 8 exons. Bases 335 to 1630 code for a protein of 431 amino acids. Gene Ontology annotation, cellular component: mitochondrion. The record is from RefSeq and is a predicted model, not a curated record. Gene Ontology annotation, biological process: cell surface receptor protein serine/threonine kinase signaling pathway; innate immune response. Lineage: Eukaryota; Metazoa; Chordata; Mammalia; Primates; Hominidae.